Molecule: messenger RNA, 1035 nt
Organism: Penicillium cinerascens
Lineage: Eukaryota; Fungi; Ascomycota; Eurotiomycetes; Eurotiales; Aspergillaceae
Product: GTP cyclohydrolase I
Exons: 4
Coding region: 1-1035 (344 amino acids)
Biological process (GO): tetrahydrobiopterin biosynthetic process; tetrahydrofolate biosynthetic process
Cellular component (GO): cytoplasm
Molecular function (GO): zinc ion binding; GTP cyclohydrolase I activity; GTP binding
Source: RefSeq, a predicted model, not a curated record
AUGGGUUCUGGUUCUCCUCCAGGCUCGAAGCCAUCGGCAAUUCCGUCCCACAUGCUGAAUGGCAAUUCUCCCCUCCAGUCGUCCACUGCCGCAGGUUCAGGCUCUGGCAAUCGAGCUCGCGAUGCUCGUGAGCGUGAGAGUCUCAAUUCGUCUAUUCAGUCCUCCUUUGCCCCUCGCGUCCCCAUUGAGUUCGAUUCCCUUGAGGCGGGGUCUGGCCCCGCGGGCGAGUCCACUGCCCACGAAACCGCAUCAGCAGCAGCUACCGCCCACAGCACCUUGACUCUUCGUGGCCGGCCAACUUUGAAUGACCCUCCCCGCGACCCCAGGGACGAAGGCGGUCCCUUGACCCCACCGGCGACCGUCAGCCGCCCCGCGAGUCCCUAUACCAUGAACCCACCAAUCGACUUUGACGGUCUUAGCUGGCCUUGCCCCGGAACACGUGAGCGGUUGGAGUCGACACCGAAGGAGAACGAAGAGCGGAUUCAAAAACUUGCGGGAGCAGUGCGGACAAUUCUCGAGUGUGUUGGUGAGGACCCUGAACGAGAGGGGCUUCGUGGGACUCCCGAGCGAUAUGCCAAAGCCAUGCUCUUCUUCACCAAGGGCUACGAGGAGAAUGUUCGGGAUCUGGUCAAUGGCGCGGUUUUCCACGAGGAUCACGAUGAGCUGGUCAUUGUGAAGGACAUUGAUGUGUUCUCUCUGUGUGAACACCACAUGGUUCCAUUUACCGGAAAGAUGCAUAUCGGCUACAUCCCGGAUCGCCGCGUGCUCGGUCUUUCCAAAUUGGCUCGCCUGGCUGAGAUGUUCUCCCGUCGACUUCAGGUCCAGGAGCGCCUGACCAAGCAGGUUGCUCUUGCCAUCUCCGAAGUCCUCAAGCCUCGCGGUGUUGCAGUCGUCAUGGAGUCUUCCCACCUGUGCAUGGUCAUGCGUGGCGUGCAGAAGGUCGGCAGCACUACGACCACCAGCUGCAUGCUGGGAUGCAUGCGGUCAAGUGCCAAGACCAGAGAAGAGUUCCUGACGCUCCUGCAUCGCAAAUAA